This is a messenger RNA of Protopterus annectens (West African lungfish), 1697 nucleotides long. It is a transcript of the gene CCDC192, whose product is annotated as coiled-coil domain containing 192. Lineage: Eukaryota; Metazoa; Chordata; Ceratodontiformes; Protopteridae. The record is from RefSeq and is a predicted model, not a curated record. The transcript has 7 exons. The coding region runs from base 244 to 1140 and encodes 298 amino acids.
UUUUAAGUAAGCCGCAUUCCGUUGCUAGGCUACCGUCAACAACGGAAUCUUGCAGAACCCGUACAUCGAUGAUAGCUACCGUAUGGUAAAUAUUGGAAUUGCGGUGUCCGUGAAAUGUGGUGAAAACGAAUACAGCAGGAUCUAUAACUUUUAGUCGCCCGCAGGUCAUAAAGACACCGGUUGCGGAUCCAUGCCCCAUCAGAACUGUGAAAUAAGUGGCUGCUUACUUGUUUUGUUACACAAAUGGGAGCAGCAGCGAGUGCUAAACGAAUUAAACCCCUGCCGCGGAAGCAAGCCGGCAUAACACCCAGAAGUGUGCCUGACAGCCUGAUUCUGGAAAGUCCAAGGAAUGUCAAAAACAUGGUAAAGACCACGCACAAUGUACAGAUGGCGAAUAUCACAGAAGAAAGUAAUUUACAAAAGCACUUAAAAGAACAAGAAGAGAAAGCAAAGAAACUGGAGCAGUAUUUAGCAGAGGCUGAAAGCAACAACUUGAAGCUUAGUGACCAAGUGAUCUUACUUGAAGAACAGCUAGAAACAGUGAAAAAAAAUUUUGAAUCCAUGGGAUCGUAUGAGGAGACAAUACAUGCCAAAGACCAGUACAUCCAGCAGUUGGAAGCAGAGGUUAAACUGGCACAAGACCAACUUUCCAAUGCUAAAAUCAAUCACAAAAGAAGACUGAAAAGUCUCAAACUUGAGCUGCUGCAAACUAAGCAAGAUGCUGCACUAACAGUCAUGGAGCUGAAAACAAUGCAAAAUAACUUGCAUCAUGUACAGAUGUCCACCAGAGAAAGCAAAGUCAAAGAGGGACUUGGUAGUAAUUCUAAAGAUGACACUGCAGAUGAUCGUUUCCGUUUGAUUGUGGAACUGUCUAAUCAGGUCUCACAACAGCAGCAGAGAAUAAAUCAACUUGAAGAUUUGUUGCAAGCGAGAAAUGAGAGAGUAAAGCAGCUAGAAGCAGAACUCUGCUCCCUUACAAGAGAUGUUACAAUGGCUUCUUCCAAUGGCUCUGAUGAUAAUAUGGAUAAAUGUAAGAAUGAUGCAAAUGUGUGUUUUACCCAAGAAAAGAGAUGUGAAGAGGUUUCCUUUCCCCACCUUGAAGACAACAGCCUGCAUGAGUUUGCUCACAAUGAAGCAUAGGUCCUUUGUAUGGAAUGCAAUAAAAAGGCACAUUGAAGAAGACAUUUUAUGGAUGCUUCUAUUUAAGUGUUGAGCAUAAAUGAAUUACUUGAAUCUGUUAAUAUGCAGUGUUCUGUUUUAGAGAAAGUAGACUAAUACAUCAGUCAUGCAGAAACUGGGUGUUGGCACAUCUCUUUAGCUGUUUAAUUGUUAACUGUGUUUGAUUUACAACUCAUUGAACAUAUUAUAUCAAAUAAUAUUUAUCCUGAGAGAGUUCCAUAACACUAUAUUAAAAAUAAAGAAAAACAAAACUGUAUAAUUUCAAUAUAUACCCUCCAGACAUGUUAUCAGCUCUAUAAAGAACAAUGCUGGUCUCAUACAAGUGUCUCAUCAAAGCUUGUUGAAGUGCAAAGAUUCCAGAGAAAACUAAUAUUGCUAGGAAAAUUUUCAGUAUUUUUACCACUUGCAGUGCUUCACAGUCAAAAACAGUGUUGGAGUUAUUUUAUUUGUGUAGUCCCUCCUGUUUUUGAUCAUGCAUUGUUUUUCAUUGAUGAUACAAUAAAUCCCUUAUUAACUUA